UCAAUUUACUCACACACACAGUGUGCCUGAAAAAUCCAAAAAACAAAACAUAAAUGAGAAGGGGAUGAAAAAGAAGGGUGUUGACAACUUCAUGUCCCUUCUCAUCUUUUUUUGUGCUGCAGAGCUAAGUUAUGACUUGUGGAAUGAGUGAACCCAAUGAUGGAUUUUUUAAGAUGAGAUGGCAGAGAAUUGUUUUUUUCACUUUUUUCUAAGGUUGCUUUUUCUAACUGAAGUUGUACUUCAUUUUUAAAUACACUUCUGUUCUAUUAUUUAUGGCACUGCUGGGAAUGGGAGCAAAUAUGCAGUAUAAUGGCAAUUUCCCAGGAUAUUGCUCCAGAAUAAAUCUUAAUAUGGAGGCUAAUAGCAGCACAUGGCCCAUAAACAAUAUGGAUAAAAUGUUUGAUCGUGGACCCUUCUACAAUGGUGUUUUGUCAUCUUUUCCUCUUGAUCCGCUUUUGGGGUACCACAAGGAAGAAUUAAAGCAGAUGAUGCUCAAGCAUGAAACCAUAUUUAGGGAUCAGAUCCAUGAGCUUCAUCGCCUUUACAGUAGACAGAGGGCAUUGAUGGAUGAAAUGAGAAGGAAUGAAUUGUACACACCUGAACUAAGGUUGGAGACAUCAAAGUCAAAUUCUGUUCUGUCUCACGUCUCAAGUGAAUAUGCUCAAAAGACAUGUCAUGCCCCUAGCUUGCCUUGGGUAAACCCUACUUGUGGUGGAUUAUCAGUUUCAGGUGCUGAAAAUGUCCAAUUUCCUUUGAGUUCUAUUCAAGGAAAGAACACUCAAGCAUGUCCUGAUCCUGCUCAAACUGAAGAUUGUUUAAAAGACUUUGAGCUAUUGGAAUCCAAGUGCAAGAAAAUUGGGAAAAAAGUAUUGGAUCUUCAACUUCCAGCUUAUGUGUACGUUGACAGUGAAGAAGAGGAAUCAUUGGAAGAUGGAAAGGUUCCUAAAGUGCUUGAUCUGUCAAAUUAUACUUCAAAAGGAAUUACUCAGGUUGUGUGCAAUGGUGAUGUAAAUCCAUUUCAUGGCAGUAAUGAACUUAAGGAUGUUUUUUGUGAGGAAGCCUCCACUUCAGUAUUGAAGAAAUCCACAGCUCUGGCUGACUUAAAUGAGCCUGUUAAUUUUGAGGAAGAAGCAGCUUCUAAAUCUGAUUUUGUUGGCCCUACCAGUUGCAGGGAGAGCCCAUGCCUUGAUGUUUCCCAAAGGACAAAAUCAACCUUCCAGAUUUCUUCUGAGGAAGAUAUCCAAAAUACCUGUUCCAGAUGGGAUUUUGAAUCUCGCUCAGAUGUUGUACUGUCUGAAAAUAAAGAAAGAAAACGAGAGUGGUCAUCCUUCAGUGAUGAAGCUGGUUUUUUUGCAGAAAACUUAUCCAUGUUGCCUGAAUCAUCAAAAGAAGAGCUUCAGCAAGCUCAUCAGCCUCCAACAUUUCAUUUAUUAACUAAGAGUUACCAAGAAGUGCAGACUAAAAGAACAAUUUUCAGUGUUGAGAGCUUUGGAAGGAAUCAUGGUUCCCUCAAUGAUAGCCAACCUGGACCAAGCAGUGCUUCUUACAUGUGCACUACACGUGAGCUUGUUCCUCUUGCUGAUAUGGCCAUUUCUGGGUCAUCUCUAGCUGCAUCUUGUAGAAAACCUGUACGUGACAUGGUGCGAAAUCCCAUUGCUGUUCAAGCAUUACCCUGUUUUAACCCCUCUGUAUCACUGGGUAGUUCUAAAUCAUCAAUUGGGAGGCCUGGGCUUACUGGAGACAUAUCUCAUUCUGUUCAGGAUAGCUUUUGCAACAGCUACCAAUCAGAGCCCAAGAGAUUUAGGGUUCACCCACCAUCCUUCAGUUUUGAUAAUGUGAACAACAAUAACAGCCAUGAGUUAACAUCUGAACACCAAGGCCUUUCAAACUAUGUUCAGGGUUCAACGGACAUGAAGUCUUCUAAGAGCAUAAACUUGAAUUUUAUGCCUAAUUGCUGUUCUUCAGAUGUGGAAGUUUCGCAGAGUAUCCAGAGUAUAGAUGGAAUAGAGAAGCUUGAAGAAUUAACAGGGGGUUUGGUGCCGCUUAAAGUGAAGCAAGUACAUGACGGGAGACCCGAAAAAGGAAGUGAAGAUUCAACCCAGGUGGAAUCUGUCCUUUUAAAAGCUUAUUCAGAAUGUAUCCCUGAUGUUGAUCCAAAGAAAUUUGAGGCAAGCAGCUCCCCUAGUAAUAGAAGAAUCCUUGGUUUUCCCACUUAUGAAAAGCCUCAUAUAUCAAGUGAUCAGUGUUCUUCUCAUGCCUCCCAGUCAGAAACCCAUCAGAAUGGAGAUGAAUAUAUAGAGAAUACUCAGAAAGAUGUACUUGACAUAAUAUUGACUUGCGACUCUGUGCCUGCCUCAGGAAAAUGUCUUACUGCAAGUGAGCUUGUCCUAGAGAAUGGACUAGACAAAAAACAUGAAGGUUUUGGAAGUCACAUUGACCUGAACUCAUGUAUUAAUGAGGAUGAGUCUUCUCCAAUGCACUCUCUCUCAACAGAAGUUGAUCUUCAGGCACCUGCCAGUCCAGAGAACAAGGAGUGUUCCCCACCCAGAGGAGAGUCUAAUGAAACCUUACUUGAGACACCUUCUCAAUCAUCAAGACAGGAAGAUGCAGAUCUUCUAGGGGAACUAAUGAGGAUUGCUGCAGAGGCUAUAAUUUCCAUUUCAUCAUCAGAGGUUCAAAUUUGUAUUGAGAAGACCACUUGCAAGAUGUCUGAAGCUCCUUCAAGUGACUCCUUACAUUGGUUUGCUGGGAUAGUUUCUUCUGUGGUAGGUGAACCAGAGAAUGAGUCUGGAAAGGUUUUAAGUAGUAAGUAUAGUAAUCAUGAUGAUGAUGAGUUUCUGCCUGACGGAAUUGAUUACUUUGAGGCCAUGACAUUGAGGCUUACCGAGACAAAAGAGGAAGAGUGCUGCUGUAAGUGUAAUGUCCAAAAAGAGGAAGAAAGAGGUGUGAUUUUAUUACAAAGUCAGCCAAGGAAGGGCCGGACAAGGAGGGGGAGGCAGCGUAAGGACUUCCAAAGUGAAAUUCUACCAAGCCUUGCCUCUUUGUCAAGGUAUGAAGUGACUGAGGAUCUCCAAACAAUAGGAGGACUAAUGGAAGCUGCUGGUAGUCAUUGGGAAACAGGUUCUUUGAGAAAUGCAGGUAGAAGUGGGUCGACAAGGGGGAGGAGACGGUCUUGUGCCCCUUCUUCCAGCGUUGCAGAGAACACGGUGGGCUCACUCUUAAAGCAGCAAACUGCCAACAGUGAAAAGGGCAUUGAGGAGAGGAACCUAAUAGGCUGGGGAAAGAUCACUAGGCGGCGUAGGGGGCAGAGGCAUCCAGUUAGUAACCCACAGCUUAUUUUAGGCCAAGUAUAGCAAGAGUGAUUUUUAUCUCUCUUUGUUUUAAUGGUUUUUGGGUGAGGUGUUUUGUGGACCAUCGGAUUUCUUGUAAAUGUCUUCUAAGCCAUGGUAUAUGAAACAACUUUACUGGUGGAUAAGAAAAUGGAACCCUUGAUAUUUAUAUGUAUAUGGAGGUUUAAGCUUUUUUUAAGAAUGAAAUUUGCUCUCCUAAUGGACUUGAUAACUCAA
Quercus lobata is the source of this 3566-nucleotide messenger RNA. RefSeq lists its product as uncharacterized. NCBI's taxonomy places the organism in Eukaryota, Viridiplantae, Streptophyta, Magnoliopsida, Fagales, Fagaceae. The record is from RefSeq and is a predicted model, not a curated record. The transcript has 5 exons. Bases 273 to 3353 code for a protein of 1026 amino acids.